AUGCCAAACGUGAAGCGGCUCAAAGGCAGCGGCGCUGCCAAGGCGAAGAAACAGAGCGAGCCUCAGCGCGACACGACUGAUGGACGCCCGACCCCGGCCGAGGUGGAGGAAGAGGAGCAUCAGUUUGUGCAGCUUGCGCGAAAGCAUUGGCUGAAGUCGGGCAAGAAGCCAGCGAAACCCAAGGUCAAGAACGAUGUUCUCAAACAGAGCAUCUGGGAGGUGCUUGAGCGCGAGGGCUUCCAGUACAAGUCUCUCUUGCUCCUCGAGAGCUUGCAGACUUUGGAGAGUUACUUAUGGCCAGGAUACACCGAGGAAGCGUCCAACUUUCACGUUUUGUUGAUUGCGCUCAUCGCCAACGUGAAGCGACGGGAACACCUUGAGACAUGGAGCCUCUUCGAGGAUCGACCCGCCGACUUUUCUUCAUUGUUUCGACGACUCCUGUCCAUGAUGCUCGACCGAACGCUCUCUGUUACCGUCCGAACCCAGCUCUUAUGCUUCCUGAUUCACGCCUUCCAGAGCCUUGACUGCGCCCUUGUCCGAAAGGAAUGCGCUCCUCUUGUCUCAAUUGGAAUCUGGCACAACUUGUCGACUGAGACGGCACGCGAGGCCAGUCUUGACCAACUCCCGCAUCUCCGGAAAGCUUGGAAGGCGGCGCAUAAGCGAUAUGAUGCUGCCGACGAGCCCAACAAAGCUCGGCUCCGAUUCGAGCGGUCAUGGCUUUAUACUCUCCUUCUUGAUUUCUUGGGCCUGUUAUAUACGGAGAACAGUAAAGCUGACCAAGUCCUCUACUGUGAGCGAUUCAUAGAAUUCCUGUCUGAUCUCCAGAGCCAGCUGCCAACAAGGCGUUAUGUCAAUUCUUUGAUCAAGGAUCUUCACCUUGUCUCUGCCAUUCGGUUAUCGCCAAUGUUCAACGAUGAAGAAAACACACUCCUUCGUGACCUUCACGCCCUCUUUUCCCACUAUACAUACUUCACCAUCGAUGAUCAGACAGGAGCCCAACAUAGCCAGACGGAGGCAUAUGACAAGCAUUGCGCAUCGCUUGCGAAGCUGCAGCGCGUCGCCUUGAAACAUUUCAAGGAGAAGUUGACUGUGCUGGCUCUGUCCAACUACGGCGCUAUUGAUCAGAGGGAGGAAUUGGAAUCUCUUCUUGAGCCCUUGACGGACGAGGAGCUUCUUAAUCUUGUGUCAUUGCUUGGCCUCCGAACGGCAUAUCCGGAAAGCCUGAACAUCCCCCUUAAUCGUAAGUUCUUUCUUGAAGUGCUCUUGUCCACCUUUGAGCGCAGGAAGACCUUCCAGGAGGCAGCUCGAAAUAUGGCAUUGGCGCCAACGGAGCAGGCAUUGUUCGACAACAGUUUCCAGCAGGCAGAGAACUACGACGGUUCACAUCCCAUGGCUCUCCCGAAACUGAACCUUCAAUAUCUAUCUGUUGGUGACUUUCUGUGGAGGGCGCUUGUCUUGUAUCGGUGCGAAGCGUUCUACGGAGUGCGCAAGGAUAUUGAAUCGGCCUUGAGACGCCUGCGCCCUGAAUCUAAGCGACCCGGCGAGACAAACUUUGGUGGAUUCUCAAAGAUGGCGAUGCCAAUUUCGAAGCCGGCGAUCCUCGAGGUUGUGCCACCCCUUGUUGGAAGCGACCAGCCCUCGAUGGUGCGCGCAGAGGUCUCAUUUGACAUUCGCCGACUGGGAGAUGGCGUUCGCCGAGAAUGGGACUCUCUCCGCCAGGAUGAUGUGGUGUUCUUGCUUGCGAUUGAACCGCCACCAGCCAAGUCGGUUAGCAACGGGGGCGAUGCUCUGACCGAGUCCGAAAGGCUUGGUGUCAUCACUGUUCGAGCCGCCGAGGUUCAUCAGAUUACAGACGACAAGGGCCGUCAAGUUCGAGAUGGAGCGGGCAAUCUUGACCAGAAGCGUCGCAUCCAGCUCAAGCUGGACCCUCAGACAUACAGCAAAGAUGCUGAGCGGGCAGCUGCUGGCAAGCCAGACGUAUAUGGUCAGGUCAACCUACUUCUAAGACGAGGUAGGAGGGAAAAUAACUUCAAGCCUGUGCUCGAGUCUAUCCGAAGCCUUGUCCUGUCUGAAGUUCCCUUGCCGUCCUGGCUCCAUGAGGUUUUCCUCGGUUACGGUGACCCUGCUGGAGCAACGUACAAGAACCUGCCCAACCGGGAACGGAGGGUAGACUUUAGGGAUACAUUCCUCGACUGGCAGCACUUGACUGAGAGCUUGCCUGGCAAGAUCAUUGACCCGGGUGAUGAAGUGUCUGGUAGCUUUGGGCCACCCUACGUGUUGGAGUCGGUUGAGAAGGUAGAGGAGCCUCAGGGGACCAAGCCAUCCAAGAAGCGACGCCGAGACGCCGAUCCCGCGCUCAUUUCUGAGAUCGAGACCCUCAAAGUCUCGAGCUAUAAGCCUUCGAACCCCGGGCCGUACCCUAUCAACGCACCUCGACUGAACUCGGUGCGAUUUACUCCAGCUCAGGUUGAGGCCAUCACAUCAGGCACACAGCCCGGCCUCACCGUUGUUGUUGGUCCCCCUGGAACGGGAAAAACAGAUGUUGCCACACAGGUCAUCAACAAUAUCUACCACAACUACCCAGAGCAAAAGACGUUGCUCCUUGCGCAUAGCAACCAGGCUCUCAACCAACUAUUCGCCAAGAUUGUUGCUCUGGACAUUGACGAACGACAUCUCUUGCGUCUUGGACAUGGCGAGGAGGAACUCGACACUGAAGGCAACUUCAGCAAGCAUGGACGUGUCGAAUCUUUCCUUGAGAACCGGGACCGUUAUCUCCUCGAAGUGAGGAAGCUGGCGGCCAGCCUAGGCGCACCCGGUGCUCAUGAGAAUUCGGCAGAGACCGCUGGCUAUUUCAAUACAGUCUACGUUGUACCUGCAUGGAACAAGUUCCUGCAGAUCGCCAACGCCGACGCCUCAAGCGUGGCUGAGAUUGUGGAAGCUUUCCCCUUCCAUGCAUACUUCUCCGAUGCUCCUCAACCUCUCUUCCCUGCCGAUGGCGACCGAGAGACGAUUCUUGAUAUCGCCCAGGGCUGCUAUCACCACAUCUCCAAGAUCUUCUCGGAGCUGGCCGACGCACUGCCGUUUGAGAUUCUUCGACGAGACCGAGACAAGGCCAACUACUUGCUUACGAGCGAGGCGCGGAUCAUCGCCAUGACAACGACGCACGCGGCCAUCAGGAGAGGAGAGAUUGCAUCUCUCGGCUUCCACUAUGACAAUGUGGUCAUGGAAGAGGCUGCCCAGGUCACAGAGAUCGAGACCUUUUUGCCUUUGACGAUGCAGAAACCUCAAAAGGGCAAGAUGGCUCUUCAGCGAGUUGUGCUCUGCGGUGAUCACUUCCAAAAUUCACCAGUCAUUCAGAGUCUUGCAUUCCGUCACUACGCCAAUCUCGAGCAGUCUCUCUUCUCCCGGCUGGUCCGACUUGGCGUUCCCACCGUGACGCUCGACCAGCAGGGACGUGCCCGUGCCUCGAUUGCCAGUCUGUAUCAGUGGCGAUACCCGAGCCUGGACAACCUUCCCAGCGUGCAGACCAACCCCGAAUUCGUCAAGGCCAACGCGGGAUUCAAGUUUGAUUACCAGUUCAUCAACGUGCCUGACUACAAGGGUCGCGGCGAGGCCGAGCCGACGCCACAUUUCAUCCAAAACCUUGGAGAGGCUGAGUAUGCCGCGGCCAUCUACCAGUACAUGCGUCUGCUCGGGUACCCGGCGGAGAAGAUCACCAUCCUUACGACUUAUGCUGGUCAACGGGCGCUUGUCAAGGACGUGCUGUCACAUCGAUGCGCCCGAAACCCAAUCUUUGGUCUCCCCAAGGCAGUGGCUACGGUGGACAAGUACCAGGGCGAGCAGAAUGACUAUAUCAUCUUGUCUCUCACUCGAACGUCAAGAGUAGGUUAUCUGCGCGAUGUGCGACGCAUGACUGUGGCCCUAUCCCGAGCACGACUCGGUCUAUAUAUCCUUGGUCGUCGGGAAGUGUUUGAAGCAUGCCCUGAGCUACGCCCUGCCUUUGACCAGUUGCUGCAGAGACCGGACAAGCUCAUGCUUGUCACGGGAGAGCUGUGGCCAACGGAGAGGGAUGCAGCCGAAGGAGAUGGUGCUGUAGAGGGCGAAGUACCCAUGGAAGGAGUCGAGCACUUGGGACAAUACGUGUUUGAAAUGACCAACACCAAAAUCAAGCAGCUAGAGGCAGAACAAGGUGGGAUGCCCGAGCCAAUUAUCGAAGAGGUCGAGGAGGUUGAAGAAGGAUACGGCGAGGAAGAUGGCGAAGAGGAUGUCGAAGCAGACAUCUUGGAAGUACGAGAAGGAGAGUGA
Molecule: messenger RNA, 4305 nt
Organism: Fusarium keratoplasticum
Lineage: Eukaryota; Fungi; Ascomycota; Sordariomycetes; Hypocreales; Nectriaceae
Product: Pre-mRNA-splicing factor
Exons: 5
Coding region: 1-4305 (1434 amino acids)
Biological process (GO): mRNA splicing, via spliceosome
Cellular component (GO): catalytic step 2 spliceosome
Molecular function (GO): helicase activity; mRNA binding
Source: RefSeq, a predicted model, not a curated record